AGAGUAGUGCCAUUGAAGUGAGUCAUCUAACGACGUGACCUGUAGAAGUAGCACUGAAGUUCACUUAGUCGCCAAAAUCAGCUCAACAAAGUCCAGAGCGGUACACUCAUCACAGCCGUGAGUCAGUGCUAUAGGGACAGGACUAAACCUACGAGAGCACAGAGUUCACUGAAGAAAAGUAGGUGCUUCACAGAUUUUUUUUUCUUCAUUUCAUCUGCUUCUACUAGAACAUCUCAGUAGCGAUGAAUAUUAGGCAUUAGGUUUACACGGGAACAUCUAUUUAUUGGACUGUUAAAGAGACUACAGAAUUUGAGAGCGUUGACUUCUCUAAUAAUAUAAUAUUACACAGAUAUUCCUGGAUUUAACAUAAUGACCAUUAAGAAGUAUUUUGAAUAUAAUUUUUAGAUUAGGUAUAAAGGAAUCGCUUUGCUUGGAAGUGCUUUUUUGCCACUGGAGACACUGGUCGUGUGGGAAUUCAUUAUCAAGCUUCUGAAAUUUCCUCCUCUUUCUCUGGAUCAUGUACCAGGAUUACAUCGGGACAUACGACACAUCCUCCCGCGGCAGCAGCAGCUCACCGGCGCACCCGGACACCAGCCCCAUUCCUGCCUCCAACUAUCAGAAGUACAUAGUAGACAUGCCUGGCUCUAGCAGUGCCUUCAUUCCCACAAUUAAUGCCAUAACGACCAGUCAGGACCUGCAGUGGAUGGUUCAGCCCACAGUAAUCACAUCCAUGUCUAAUCCAUAUUCCCGGCCUCACCCGUACGGCCUGUCUGUGUCUAGUGGCCCGAGCCUCCUCGGUCACACAGCCCUCACACGGCCCGGGGUCAUCCGGUCCAUCGGCGACGCCCGGGGUCGACGUAAACGAGACGAGCAGCUCACCCCAGAGGAAGAAGAAAAACGGAGAGUUAGACGAGAAAGAAACAAACUAGCUGCAGCAAAAUGUCGGAACCGCAGAAGAGAACUGACCGACAUGCUUCAAGGGGAGACAGAAAAGUUAGAGGAAGAGAAGGCUGACCUGCAGAAAGAAAUCGAGACCCUGCAGAAGGAAAAGGACAAGUUGGAAUUCAUGUUGGUGGCCCACAACCCCGUGUGCAAACUGCCCCCUGAAGAACGCCAUCAAAGCUCGCACUCCCAGCAGUGUGCGCCCCUUCCUCUGACCAUGCGCUCCAACCUUGGUCCCCGGCGACCGAUGAAUACCCUGAACCCAGUGGUGGUUAAACAGGAGCCUUUGGAAGACGAUGACGAUGAGGAAGAAGGAAAAAGCCAACGUUCAGUCAUCAAGCCCAUCUGCCUAGGUGGCGGCAUGUAUUGUUCUGAUGGAGACAGCCUCAACACGCCUGUGCUGGCUAUUUCCACCCCGUUGUCCACUCCGAACAUCCCAAGCCUCAUCUUCACCUACCCCAGCAUGCUUGAGCCCGAGAGUCCUUCACCCUCAUCGGAGUCCUGCUCCAAAGCCCACCGUCGUAGCAGUAGCAGCGGCGACCAAUCUUCAGAUUCCCUUAAUUCUCCCACCCUCUUGGCACUUUGAAGGAAGAUUUGACGGUGCUCCUUUGCCAUUCUUGCAGAUCUCCAGAGCGCGCUCAGCUACGACUUCACUUCAGCAAAGCUGAGAACCCUCAAGGGCUAAUUUGCUCGUUUUAUUUAAGCGUUUCAGAAGAGAGUUUUUGUUGUAAUUUUUGUUUAAAUGUAUGUGCAAACUCAACUCGCUGUUUCGGCUACAAAUAUUCAUGAGUUUCUGGAAUGCGGAUGAAAAAAGGGGAGGAGAGAUUUCAUCUUUCAUCUUUAGAAAGACUCCGAGCAUCUUGCAGUCGGCUGCCUGUACAGAAGAGCAAGAUAUUUCCUGCUGGCUGUCUGACUAAUAAAAGAUUGGAAUUGUUUGCAAGAUCGAAUUCUUGAUAGGUACAGAAUAAGACAUUGGACACUACAGUAGAUAGCUGCCCUCAAAACAUCAUCUUUGUAUUUUUGACGUGUGAUUAUUGUCCCUUUGUGUUUUAUGUCCUGCUGUUUAUAAUAUUUAGGGUUCACUGGAUGAGCCUCACUGCUGAGUGUCGAAAGAACCAUCUUGUAUAUUAAAAUGCUGACCUUUGUUGAUAUUUUGUAUAUGCGGCACAGGCACUAAGAUAAUUUGCCAAAUUUACAUAGCUUUUGUUAUGUGAAGCAAACAAAGAAAAAAAAAACACUUUCUAGCAUCAGCGAAUCUACUGUCAGGGAUUUUUGUCUGUGUCAGUGAGCCAUACAAGCAUUACUAGAAGCAAUUGCACAGAGAACACAAUAUAACGGUGUACAUGAGGGAAACUCUAGCCAUAUUAGGCUCUGCCUCUAACCCUGACAUGGCAAUAUCGCUUUUAUUUUGGCGCACACUGUUUUUUUUAAAUAAUAAUGAUGAUUAAAAAAAAUAGUACUUUUAUAAUAUGUACUUUUAUGUCUUGAUUGGCCCUUUUUUCAGGGUACAGUUUAAACUGAAUCAUAUAUCAGCCAUAUGAGCACUUCUCCCUGAAGAACUGGUUGGCUUUUAUUGCCGCACUUGGGAACAGAUGCACUUUGUCAGCAACCUUACAAUCAAAUAAAAUGCCAUUCUUUACAGUGAUGGAAUAAACAGGGAACGCAAAAUGAUAUUGAAUGUUUGAUGCAAUAGGUGAGUGUGGUGUGCAUCAGACGCUGAAGAAAAGAUACACAUUGCAAUAUUUCUUGAAAAACAUUCCAUGGAAAAGAAGACUUCAGUGAGAUCUCAAGGUUACUGUUGCUACAGUCAGAUAAUAACUGAGGGUGAAUGUGAGUAUUUUGUUGUACAGGAUGCAGCAAACUGAAACAAAAAAACAAAACAAAACAAAACAAAUGUGGCUUCUAUUUGAAGGACUUUGUUGCUUUAUUUAUGUCAGGAACUUUCAAGGAUCUAGGAGAUAAUUUCAGUGUUCGUUUUAUUGAGUAUGAGAGAUUCUAGUUUUGAAAACCAAUUUAAUACCAAAAAAAGGAAAAUGUUUAAGGACUGUGUGCUGUAAACCGUUCUCUGUUGGUUUUUGAACCCUGUGUAAUUUGAGCAAGCCGUCUGUACAGCUUUCUGCACAUGUCCUGCUUAUCAGUCUGUUCUCUCUCUCUCUCUCUCUCUCUCUCUCUCUCUCUCUCUCUCUCUCUUUAUAUUGCUUUUACUGUUGAAAGACAGGAAAUAACCUACAAAAACAGCAAUAUGUAAGGCAGUGUUGUUCCUUUGGUAAUUUAAAUUUAUUAUAAUGAUAAUAAAAACAUUUCCAAAGUGGUA
Molecule: messenger RNA, 3256 nt
Organism: Carassius carassius (crucian carp)
Lineage: Eukaryota; Metazoa; Chordata; Actinopteri; Cypriniformes; Cyprinidae
Product: fos-related antigen 2-like
Exons: 4
Coding region: 518-1528 (336 amino acids)
Biological process (GO): regulation of transcription by RNA polymerase II
Cellular component (GO): nucleus
Molecular function (GO): RNA polymerase II cis-regulatory region sequence-specific DNA binding; DNA-binding transcription factor activity, RNA polymerase II-specific
Source: RefSeq, a predicted model, not a curated record